AUGGCGCCACCCGUCGGCAAGAACAAGGUCAAGGCGAUCACCCAGCACAAGGGGGUGUUGCCCCACCACCGCUCGCACCCGCGCGGCAAGGCGGCCGACACAAGCGCCGGGCUCACGUUUAGGUUUGAGGACCCCCUGCAGCUGCCCAAGCAGAACUUCAACGUCCUGUACGUCCAGACGCCCCGCAUCGGCCUGCUGCAGGCGCCCUUUUUCCGCGCGUUUGCGGAGACCUGCCAGGAGACCGCCGAUAUGGUGAAGCCCAUGCUCAGGCUGGGCAUACGUGAGACUUCGCUCUUCGACAAGUGCCCCUACUACGAUCCCAACUUUUCGCGGGGUCCCAGCGGCAGCCUGAUCAUGCUGCGCCACACGCGCGAGCUGGUGAACUCCAUCCGAGACGGCUGCAUACACCAGAAGUGCGAGAAGCCCAUUCCCAAGGCGCGUGUCUAUAUCAAGGACUUUCCCAACGCGACCACGGUGCUGCUGCUCAACCUCGGGGCCUACUACCUCAUCACCCGCCAGGCCAACCGCCUGCGUGGCGUGUGA
This is a messenger RNA of Monoraphidium neglectum, 543 nucleotides long. RefSeq lists its product as hypothetical. The transcript has 3 exons. The coding region runs from base 1 to 543 and encodes 180 amino acids. Lineage: Eukaryota; Viridiplantae; Chlorophyta; Chlorophyceae; Sphaeropleales; Selenastraceae. The record is from RefSeq and is a predicted model, not a curated record.